AUGAGAACCUCCACAGCUAUUCUUUCUUUACUGGUGAGCGUCGUCGCGGGUAGCCCAAUUGAGAGUCGCCAAUUCGGCUUCCCUUCCACUGGACGCGUGGGAACAACAGAAAAUGAGUUCACACAAGGCGGGUGCAGAGAUAUAAUCUUCUUCUUUGCCAGAGGGUCAACCGAAGUUGGCAACAUGGGAUCCACAGUAGGACCUCCAACAGGACAAGGUCUGAAAGAUGCGUUCGGAGCAGCCAGUGUCGCUGUUGAGGGGACUGAUUAUCCAGCCGGGCUAGGCACAAAUGCCCUACCUGGAGGCGCAGACCCUGUGGGUAUUAGGGACAUGAGAGAUGGCAUCAAUGCUGCUGCGACUCAAUGCCCUAACUCUAUCAUUGCUGUAGGAGGCUACAGCCAGGGAGCCGCUGUCGUCCACCGAGCUGUUGAGAAUUUGUCUGCUUCAGUGAAAGACAAAAUUGCUGCAGCAAUUACCUAUGGCGAUACCCAAAACCUUCAAGAUAGAGGCCAGAUUCCCAACUUUCCUCCAGAAAAGACCUUGGUUAUCUGUAACACUGGAGACGCGGUCUGCCGCGGCACCCUGACCAUCCUCGCGCCGCACUUGGACUACGUACGACGUGUGCCGGAAGCAGUUCAGUUUCUUACAACUAGAAUCCGCGCAGCCCAAUAA
Molecule: messenger RNA, 672 nt
Organism: Glarea lozoyensis ATCC 20868
Lineage: Eukaryota; Fungi; Ascomycota; Leotiomycetes; Helotiales; Helotiaceae
Product: alpha/beta-Hydrolase
Exons: 3
Coding region: 1-672 (223 amino acids)
Biological process (GO): carbohydrate catabolic process
Cellular component (GO): extracellular region
Molecular function (GO): cutinase activity
Source: RefSeq, a predicted model, not a curated record